GAAAACUCGUCCUUGAUCCUUCCCUGGGUCAUAGGAUUCAUCACUUUCAUGGCUUUGGAAGCUGUCGCCAUGGUCUACUCAAACGUCCUCAGAGAUCACGUCAACAAGCAGUUCGACGCCCUGUGCAAAGCGGAAGUGGCCUUCUUCAUCUCGAGGACCAUCAUCAAUGUUUUGGCGAUCGGUGGAGUGAUGAGGUAUUGCAACAUGCUGCGUGCUGGAAUCACGUGGAAGGGCCCAGAGGUGAUAGAGCUAUGAUCACGAGGGCCGAGCGCGGCGAUUCGAGGACACGGCCGUCGUCGAUCCGAACACGCCGUCCCAUCCGGCUACUACGGUCGAUGUCGAGUUGCAAGGGACGACAACGAUGAUGAUGACGAGGAGGAGGAUGAGGAUGACGAAGACUGCUCCCUCCUUGUGGUCGCCCCAUCCUCGGCCUCGCUGGCCACCACCACUAGAACUUCCACCUGCAGCACGUACUCCGACUCGGACAAUUCCGAAGAGUUUGUCUGACGUUGCCGCAAAGGGUGAGUUUGCUGCGAGACACAAAACACCACAACACGACGGCAGCCACCUAAUAAGUUGCAAAACAAAAACAAUUUAAGUUAGCUCUAAUCACAACUUUUACCUAACCUGAUCCACCUUAAGUCUUACCCAUAACCUAACCGAACAAAUAGUCUUACUAAAUUUAAUUAAUUAAACAUAGCCUCACCUAUCCUAACCUACCUUUCGCCUUAAGUAAACUAAAGUUAUUUAUCCUAACCUCGCUUAACCUAACUUAAAUUGCACACUCUUAUUAUGCAAUUUAUGGGGGGACACGCGAUGAAGCUGAUUUCAGUGGAAAUGGCAAUUUAAUAUUGCGUUUGUGUCAGUUACGUGAGGAAAAUGCGCGAAUAGAGCUGUGCGUAUGUGUGUGUAUGCGAAAAUAGAGAGGAAAAGAGAAAAAAAAACUGGAAAAUGUGAGCGGAAAAUUGAUGACGACACUUUUCUCCGCGAAUAUUUUCCAAGGGCUUUUCUGUCUCGCAGCAGCAGCAGUCUGAAUUUUCGCACGUGCGAAAAGCAGAGAAGGAAAUUAAAAGUAAAAAUAUCAAAAGAAUUGUUACGCAACUAUAAAACGUUUGUAUUUAUGGAUAGGAGAAUCGUAUAUAUAUAUUUAUAUUAUUGAUAAUCAGAGUUAAGUUAAUAAUAAUAAAUAAUAAUAAUAAUAAUAUAAAUAUGUAAAUGCCCGAGAACUUUCAUGAAUGUUUCAACUAUUAUUAAUUUGGUGACGUUCUAUUAUUAUUAUGAUCUGUGUGCCAAAAGCGAUGGAAGAACGAAAGAGAUUGUUGAAUCGAAAUGAUCACAUCGGAUUUAAAAAAAAAGAAAGAAAUAAUCAGACAUCUUUUGUUGUUCUAAGGCUUUCGAAACCAAAACUUUCUACUAAAUAAUAUUAAGUGUAAUUGUGUAACGUUAACAUUAACAUCAAAAAAAACAAAAAAACAAAUCUAAUAAUAUUACGAAUAAAUGUUAAGCGACAUAAAAGAAAAAAAAAAGA
Nicrophorus vespilloides is the source of this 1528-nucleotide messenger RNA. RefSeq lists its product as uncharacterized. NCBI's taxonomy places the organism in Eukaryota, Metazoa, Arthropoda, Insecta, Coleoptera, Silphidae. The annotation marks the transcript as partial. The transcript has 3 exons. The record is from RefSeq and is a predicted model, not a curated record.